This is a messenger RNA of Selaginella moellendorffii, 2923 nucleotides long. RefSeq names its product pentatricopeptide repeat-containing protein At2g35030, mitochondrial. The transcript has a single exon. The record is from RefSeq and is a predicted model, not a curated record. NCBI's taxonomy places the organism in Eukaryota, Viridiplantae, Streptophyta, Lycopodiopsida, Selaginellales, Selaginellaceae. Bases 87 to 2429 code for a protein of 780 amino acids. Gene Ontology annotation, molecular function: protein binding.
GGCAGGAUUUGAGGAGCUGGAGGAGCUCGCUGCGCUCCAUCAACUUUGACGCCUGCCAUGACUGAUCUUCUCCAUGGGAUUUUGCAAUGCAAGCCAUAAAAGCAUGCAGGACACUUGAGGAAGUCCGGCAAGUUCAUCGUCAACUUCAUAGCGAUGAACACAGCGUUUAUGCUGCGAACUUGCUGAUCAAGAUGUACGGCCGGUAUGGGAGCACCCAGCUUGCUCGCGAGGUCUUCGACUCGAUUCCUGACAAGGAUGGCUUCUCCUGGAACCUCAUGCUUCUGGCUUAUGCCCAAAACAGGCAGCUUGACAAGGCGAGGAAAAUCUUCUGUGAGAUGCCAAGCCGGGAUCAAUUUUCCUGGACCACCAUGCUGGUUGCUUACUCCAAGGACGAGAAUAUUGUAGAGGCACGAAGAAUCUUUGAAAGCAUGCCAAGCAAGGACGUGGUAUCGUGGAAUGCCAUGUUGGUGGCUUAUACCCAAGCUCGGCAUCUUGACAUGGCACAGGCCUUGUUUGACGCAAUGCCUGAGUGGGACGCAACAACUUGGAACACCAUGCUGACUGGAUAUUCCCUGCAAGGGAAUCUGGUCAAAGCGGAGAAAAUAUUUCAAGAGAUGCCGGAGAAGGUCCUGGUAUCGUGGACUGCUAUGCUGACUGCAUAUGCCCAACAUGGGCAGAUUGGAAAAUCGAAGGCAUUGUUUGAAGAAAUGCCUGCACGAAAUCUUGUGACAUGUAAUGCCAUGCUUGCAUCGCUUUCAGAGGUGGCGGAAGCCAAGAAGCUUUUCGACAGCAUGCAGGAGAGAGAUCUUAUGACAUGGAACACAUUACUUUCGGCAUAUGCCAUGUUUGGGCAUCUUGUUGAUGCUCUAGAAAUUUUUGAUGCUAUGCCUGGUCAUAGCGUUGUUUCAUAUAAUGCUGUAGUGAGUGCCUACGCAGAAAACAACCGCACGAGAGAAGCAUAUUCGAUGUUCAGUACGAUGCCCGCUUGGGACAUGCUAACUUGGACGGCGAUCCUCGUCGCAAAUGCACAGAAAGGGGAAGUGGCAAUGGCCGAGUGGCUGUUCACCUCUGCGCCAUCAAGAGAUCUCGUGAUAUGGAAUGCCCUUCUAGCAGUAUACUGUCAGCGUGGGCUGCUAGAAAAGGCAAAAUCCAGUUUCGACAAGAUGCCACAGCGAGACAUAUACACAUGGAACUCUAUGAUCUCGGCAUAUGCCCAGAAUGGACAAAUGCUCGAAGCAAUGCUUCUUUUCAAAUCGAUUCCAAGAGCCAAUGUGGUAACCUCAAACACAAUUCUCUCCAUUCACGCACAAAACGGGAGCGUUGAAGAAUCUAAGGCAGUGUUUGAGGCAAUGCCGGAGUGGAAUCUUGUGUCUCUAAACUCAAUGAUGUCUGCUUACGCCAGGAAUGGCUCUUGGAUCACCGAGGCCAAGGGACUGUUCGAAUCAAUGCAAGAGCACAGCCUCGUUACCUGGAACUCGAUGCUAAUGGUCUAUGCCGUGAAUGGUCUGGCCAGUGAAGCCAAGUUUCUGUUUGAGAAAAUGAUGCCGGACAGAGACAUGAUUUCCUGGACCUCGAUGCUCACUGCGUUUUCCAACAGCGGUAAGAUCGAUCACGCCUUAUGGUUUUUCGAAAACAUGCCCAGGAGAGAUCUUGUCGCGUGGAACGCAAUGGUAGCGACCUAUGCCCAACACGGUCAUAUCGAUCAGGCCAAGAGCUUGUUCUUCGCAAUGCCCGAGCACGACACCGAGUCCUGGGCGGCGCUUCUAACCGGGCUCGCGCAGCACGGCAUCUUCGAGGAAGCCCAGAAGCUCUUCCACGACAUGCCCGCUCGAACGCCUGGCUCAUGGACGGCACUCCUCGUUGCAAAUGCCCGUGCCAAUGACGAAAACGGUGGCUCUUGCCCAGAGAGAACCAAAGCGUUCUUCGAUUGCAUGCCUGACUGGAGCUUGGUGUCGUGGACGGCCAUGCUUGGGAUGUAUGCUCUCAAGGGAGACAUGGAGCUGAUGGCGGAGAUGUUUGGGGCUCUAAACCUGCAAGGCGCGAUCGCCCACGAGACCUCCGACAGCGUCGCCUUUGUGAGCCUCCUGCUGGGAUUCAGCCAUCGUGGGGACGUGUACCGGAGCUGGAAGUGCUUCCGCUCGAUGGUGUCCGACUUUGGAUUGAGCCCCGGGAAGCAGCACUUUAGUUGCAUGGUGGAUGCACUGGGACGAGCUGGGUAUCUGUGGGAGGCGCAAGAGCUCAUAGCUUGCAUGCCCGUGUUGCCGGAUCCCCAGGACUGGACGAGCUUGCUGGCCGCUUGCAAGACUCAUGGGGACUGCGAGGUUGGGACCUGGGCCGCCGAGGAAGCGCUCAAGGCAGAGUCUGGAAGCCAUGGUGCUUCCUACGUGCUGCUCGCAAACUUGUUUAAGAGAUCCAUCAACAGACAGUGAUAGAAUGAUUUCAUUCCACCCGUCCAGAUCUUAUAGUUCCUGGAGAUCCUUGUCAAGGAUGUACUCCCACACUCUGUCCACCGCCUCGGCUCGAGACAUUGGAAAUUGGAACGUCUUGGAUGAUCAUCAGAUCGAUCGAGUUUCUUCUUCUUGGGCAUGUCAAUGUCCUCGUAGCCUACAAGCAAGCACACGCUAAGAUCAAAGAAACAAAACAAUCAACAGAAACUCACCCUCUUCUACUGGUAGCAAGUGAUCUUGGAGAACUUUGUUAAUGGUAAACAUGUUGAUCGAAUCCACCUUGGAAACGUCGAAGAGCUUGUUUCUGGUGCAGAGGAUCAUCUUCCUGUCGCUUGGAUCUUGGAGUUGUAUGCUUGGGAAUAGUUUUAUACUCUAGUUCCUUCAAUUCUUCACUCUUUGCUUAUUUGUUCAAAAGUUUAGCCUUGUAUCUUUAUUUAGUGGCCCAAAGAUUUGAAACUUGAGUUCCAUUGUCCAAA